Molecule: messenger RNA, 369 nt
Organism: Haemonchus placei
Lineage: Eukaryota; Metazoa; Nematoda; Chromadorea; Rhabditida; Trichostrongylidae
Source: the annotation of a GenBank genome assembly
AUGCAUGGAGAGAGUUACGAUCAUGUCACUCCUACUACAGACCCUGGUCGGAUUUUUACUGUAUUUUUUGGUUUGAUUGGUAUUCCUCUCAUGUUUAUUACAGCAGCCGACAUAGGAAAGUUCUUGUCAGAGAUAGUAAUUAGGACCUACGCCAAACUGCUGCAAUUCUGGCACUUCGUGUCCACUAUUGUGGAACUGCUCCAGACAAAUUUGUGUGACGGUGACGUCGACUCAAUGGACUCGCUGGUUACCAAAACAGCCACUGAUAUGAGGGAAUUUUCUGUUGUUGAUGCUACUCCUGAGCGGGAUGUAUGGGAAAAGGUUGGCUUGCUCACGAAAUCUGUGGAUUCUCAUCAGGCCACGGUAUGA